AUGAAAGCAUUCAUAAAAGGGAAACACCCAUAAAUGGCUACUCAUAAAAGUGGGAACUUGCAAAAUUUUAGGCUCCAUAAGUGGAAAAAAGUUGAAACAGGUUUUGAGCCACUCUUCUUUAUAUGCCCAAUAAAAGAAAAUAUUUUCUAGAAAUAAAUCACUGACGGCGGCCUUGAACAGAUCUGGUGAGAAUAUCUGCUGGCUUAUGAUCGUUUGUUCUUCAAGAGGAUCAGGAUGCUUGCUGGGCCGCAGGAGGAUCUUUUUCUUCUGGCAGGAAAGGUAUCGGCUUGGUGGGAGCAGGCAGGCGGCCGAUGCUGUCCACCUUGUCUUGCUGCUUCGGCGGUGGCCGGGCGGCCUUGGGCAGCAGCCGCCCCUUCUUCUCAAACCACUCCGGCUUCAACAGCGCUCUCAGGCCCAGCUUGUUGUAGUACACCUUCCUCACCGACCCGCCAGCUGCCUCCACCGCCGCCUUUGCCCUCACCGUCACCCUUGACACCUGGAAGGUAGAGAAAAGUCGCAGAGAUGACUCCGAGUUCCCUCAUGUGGAAAAUUGAAAUAUCUGAAGAGAUUAGGAAAGAAAAGGAGGAGCUUUUUGAGCCUCAGUUCAUCCGGAGGCUGUCAGAAAGUUACCAACAGUGGAAAAAACAUGGCUUAGUAUUGGAGAGGUGGCAUAUACUUGCACAAUAUGUAUUGAGAAAAUGAAUCCAGAUGCUGAAGGAGAGAAUGGACAAUCUCUGUGAAAGGUGCUAGAGGCCAGUUCUUUAUGAGAGAGAAAAUAAUGGGGCUAUCAGUGAGUUGACCUGCUCCUGGUUAGUGAGCUGAGACAGAGGUUGUCUAGAGACUGAUCUGUGUUCAACGCAAUGGAUAUUCUGUGGUGGGUGGAGGGGCAUGAGAGAGAAUACUGAAUGCCCCAGAAAAGGAAGUGGGGCAGUUAGUAGAUUCACUAUCACACAAACCUCACAAGCUCUUGCCACCAAGUAAUAAAAACAACCAAGCGGAAACUAAAUGCGUGGUAGUUAUUAUCUCAUCUAGCACUCAGUUCUAGUGCAUCCAUUGGAUUCCUGUCCUCAACAUGAUUUCAUAACCGAUUCAUGCAUUGACAUCCAAAUAUUAUGUCAAAUGGGAAAUUAGCAACUAAGACGGGCAAGCUCCCAUAAUCACUGAUGCAUGACGAGAGAUUUGGCAUAGAUGGUUGACUCAUAAUCCGAAUUGGUGCUUGACUGAUUAAAGGAGACCAAUCAUGAAUGCCACAGGCAUUCGGCUGAUCUAUGGCAGGAAAACCUGA
Molecule: messenger RNA, 1285 nt
Organism: Spirodela intermedia
Lineage: Eukaryota; Viridiplantae; Streptophyta; Magnoliopsida; Alismatales; Araceae
Source: the annotation of a GenBank genome assembly